Nilaparvata lugens (brown planthopper) is the source of this 3915-nucleotide messenger RNA. Its product is annotated as synaptic vesicle glycoprotein 2B. Gene Ontology annotation, cellular component: membrane. Bases 704 to 2197 code for a protein of 497 amino acids. NCBI's taxonomy places the organism in Eukaryota, Metazoa, Arthropoda, Insecta, Hemiptera, Delphacidae. The record is from RefSeq and is a predicted model, not a curated record. Gene Ontology annotation, molecular function: transmembrane transporter activity. Gene Ontology annotation, biological process: transmembrane transport. The transcript is spliced from 13 exons.
GCAGACAUUCAGUGCCUCAGUGGCUUAGUACUAAUCGGGUGUCUCAACCAAACACUUCACUUUCAUAACUCUGUUAGUUGCACUUUCAAACAUUAGCACGUGAAUUAACCAUUCCAGGUUCACACUUUUAAAUAAAUUGUAAAAUACGCGAGCGUUCAACUCAUUCAACAGGUGCUCUUGCAAGUGAAUACAUUCCACGAUAAGUUCGUCAUAAAUUUGUUUUUGUUCACCGAGAGUUUCUGUUUGAGGGAUUUCUGGAGACUUCUUGCUGUGUCCACAGGUUUUUUACGCGGAAAAACGACUAGAAUCAUUCUGCAAUCCCAGUUUGCCGUUGAGUCGACAGUGGAUUUAUAAUCAAGAGAGAAAGAAAAAGUGACGUCACAGCUUCGAGCGUAGACAGAGUGACGUCACAAAUUCGAGCUUAGCAUAGGAUGGUGGAAGGUGAUCCCCGGGCCUGGGCAUACUAUAGGUGAGACAUUCAGAUGGCGGCCUAAAACACGAGCACACAAACGGCAGAGACUUCAAAGACGUAGAGCUUGGCGUGACCCUACCAUCACAUGAGCCAAUCUCUAGGAAAUCGUUGGAUGUAAACUCAACGCAGAAAGCAGUAUGUGACUUUGAAGAGGCAAUUGAACUUACUGGCUACGGCAGAUUUCAUUACUUUCUGCUGACAGUAUGUGGGUUCGUGUCGACGAGCGAGGAGAUGGAUGUUAUCUCGAUGUCGUUCAUUCUGCCCUCGGCUCAGUGCGACCUCGACCUCAGCACUCAGACCAAGGGCUGGCUCAACAGCAUCAUAUUCAUCGGUAUGAUGGUAGGCGCCUACUUUUGGGGCUCAAUAGCUGACACAGUGGGAAGGAAGAAAGUGCUGAUUGUCAUCUCCUUUAUGAAUGCCAUCUGCAUAGUGGCUUCCUCGUUCAGUCAAUCCUAUGCUCUAUUCAUGGUCUUCCGAUUCCUGAACGGCGCUGCCUUGGGAGGCAGUGGCCCCGUGAUUUGGUCGUACUUUGCCGAAUUCCAGCCGAAAGUGAAGCGAGGAUCAAUGCUCAGUUUUAUGGCCGCUUUCUGGACGCUGGGCAACCUCUUUGUAGCCAGUUUAGCAUGGCUGAUAAUUCCGUCAGGAAUCGGCUACAGGUCAGCUGGUGGCUUCCUGUUCAACUCUUGGCGCAUCUUCCUGUUGGUCUGCUCAAUUCCGUCGUUCGUGGUGGCCAUCCUGCUCUACUUCCUGCCCGAGAGCCCCAAAUUCCUGCUGACUCAGGGCAAACAUGACGAGGCGCUGGCAGUCUUCCAUCGCAUCUACUCUGUCAACACAGGCCGGUCGGCCGACACGUAUCCGGUUAAGCGCCUGCUGCAUCAAAGCCACGAGAUGCAAACUCAGCAGUCGUGCCCUGAGACAGGCAUCACGAAGUUUGGCAACAAUGCAGACCUGAACAGUGGCAAGCUGAAGCCGGGCUACGCGGAGGUGAAGAAUGGUCCGGUGCGUCUCAAGGUCAUGUUUGCCAGUAUAAUCGACAACACUGUACAGCUGUUCAAGCCCCCCAUCCUGCGCUUCACCCUCAUAUCCAUCACCAUCAAUCUCACAUUUCAUAUCGGGUACUACGGUCUGAUGAUGUGGUUUCCGGAGCUGUUCAAUCGGUUCGACGAGUUCUCCCGUGCGCACAACGGUCUGGAAGAGGCGGGCGUCUGCCAAGUGACCCACUUUGUCGUCAACUCGGGGUCCCAUUCUGACGCCGUCCUCUGCAGCGACAAAAUAGAGAGCGGAGUCUUUCUAGAGUCGUUCAUCACAGUCUCCUCUGCCAUACCCAGCAACAUCAUCGCUGUCUUCUUCAUGGACUCGCUCGGACGAAAGUUUUUCUUGGUUUUCAGCACGAUGAUGUCAGGUCUGUGUGCGGUGGGGAUGUUCUUCAUCUACAACAAAUUUCAGAAUCUGGUGGUGUCUUCGAUAUUCAGUGGGGUGAUCAGCUGUGGCAAUGCAGCUCUCGACUGCCUUAUCACCGAGAUAUUUCCGACGCACCUUCGCGCCACCGGUGUUGCCAUUUCCAUGGUUGCCGCCCGCCUAGGGGGUAUCAUCGGCAACAUUGUCAUAGCCCUGCUUUUGGACCUCUAUUGCCCCGCCCCAACGUUCAUAGUCGCUGCUCUAUUAAUAGGCGGUGGUCUCCUGUGCCUAUAUUUACCGAAUACCACACGUGAGCCACUUUCGUGACCUCGGUACACCGGCUUCCAUUGCCACAGCUCCAUAUCAGAACCAUAUGGUCUCCAACCACUGAGAAUCCAUGUGUCACCAAUCAGGAAAUCAUGUGUCACAAGAAAUCAUGCAUCACAGGAAAUCAUGUGUCACAAGAAAUCAUGUGUCACAGGAAAUCAUGCAUCACAAGAAAUCAUGUGUCACAAGAAAUCAUGUGUCACAGGAAAUCAUGUGUCACAAGAAAUCAUGUGUCACAAGAAAUCAUGUGUCACAGGAAAUCAUGUGUCACAAGAAAUCAUGUGUAACAGGAAAUCGGUGGUAUGGCUGAGAGUGUGCAUGAAAAGAUUUAGCAUAACAUCGACGUUUCGUUUACUUCAAGCGAUUUUUAUUGAUCAAGCUGCGGGUAGGUACAGUCCGAGUCCUGUAGCUUUGCCUAUCGGCGGAGGGCCACUAGACUACAAUUACAAUACUAACCCCCGUUCAAAAACAUGCAACAUUUUAAUAAUGUAUCUUUUCAUGAGCAACAGAUGCUCUCUUGUAUGUUCUUAAAAGCAACGUGUUGCAUCCGAAAAGAUACAAAAGGAGCUUAAAUGUAUCCUUCCAUAAGCAACAAAUGUUCUUUUGUAUCUUCUCAAAAGCAACGUGUUGCAUCUGAAAAGAUACACAAGGAGUUGCAAUGUAUCUUUCUAUAAGCAAAUGAUGCUCUUUUGUAUAUUUUCAGAUGCAAUACGUUGCUUUUGAGAAGAUACAAAAGAGCAUAUCUGGAAAGAUACAUUAGAGCACAUUGUAUCAUACAAUGCUCUCUGUAUGAUACAAAGAGCAUACAGAUGCUCUUUUGUAUCUUCUCAAAAGCAACGUGUUGCAUCUGAAAAGAUACUCAAGGAGUUGUAAUGUAUCUUUCUAAAAGCAAAUGAUGUUCUUUUGUAUCUUCUCAAAACCAACGUGUUGCAUCCGAAAAGAUACACAAGGAGCUUUAAUGUAUCUUUCCAUACGCAAAAGAUGCUCUUUUGUAUCUUCUCAAAACCAACAUGUUGCAUCUUAAAAGAUAAGAGCUUUAAUGUUUCUUUCCAUAAGCAACAUAUAUGCUCUUUUGUAUCUUCUCAAAAGCAACGCGUUGCAUCCGAGAAUAUACACAAGGAGCUUUUAGGAGUUACGUCUUUCUAGCACAACACAGCCAUCAGCUGAGAUUCGUUCAACAUGCUCUUUCCAUUGUUGGUGUUACGUUGCAACUCCAUCAUUCAUGAAGAAUCUCUGUGUGUAGGGGGCUCCCUCCAUCUAGGGUGUAGCAUACUAAAUAAAGUCUGGUUUACACGAGGAAAGUUAGAAGGCAAGUGACUCAGCACCAUUUAGAGGAAAUAAUAGUUCAAGUGAAAACAUUCGGACAGAAAAAGUUAAAAUUGAACUUAUACUUGUCAGGCCAACUGGACUCAUGUAAAUCAUUCUUUAUAAAUGGCAUGGAGGUCAGUAUUUAUGAACGACUCUUGAGGACAAACUUAGCCAAACACAAAGCAUGGCAGUCAAGAAUCGAUCGAUUGCUUUUGGUCAGAGACUUUGGUUUUAGAGACAACACACUCAUACUAGGCUAAGUUCGUUCUUAAGAAUCACUGUAUUUGAGAAGUUAGGUACAUUUUCUCUGAAGUCGAAUAUUUCCAUGUCAGUAGGAAAAACUGGUUUCCACUUAUCUGAUCAAAAUCAUUACACGAAUAUAAAGUAAUUCCACAAACGUCAUUUAUUUU